AUGCUCUCUGCUGAGCUAAUGUGCGAUCGGAUCUCUAGUCUUAAGAAGGCUAACAGCGCAGCCUUAGCGCGUAGGCGGCGCUCUAAAAGGCGUAUACAGAAGCAUAGAGUACUCACAAAGGGAGCUAGGGAGGAUAUACUGGCUCAAAAUGAGGCUGACCAGCAGAUUGCUCAUGAAGAGCGUCAAGGACGCCUGAUCGCGCUCCUCCUUGACAAGGAGGAGCGCGAUCAGGCGUCAGCCAGCGGGCUCAAAGGCGCUGCACCAGGUGCAAGGAGACCGGGCACAACUCGCGCACAUGCAACGCUGAUACUAUUAAUAUAG
Pyrenophora tritici-repentis Pt-1C-BFP is the source of this 321-nucleotide messenger RNA. NCBI's taxonomy places the organism in Eukaryota, Fungi, Ascomycota, Dothideomycetes, Pleosporales, Pleosporaceae. The record is from RefSeq and is a predicted model, not a curated record.